AUGUCUGCCGAUAACGAUCCCCCGCCACUCUCCCCUCGCUCCUCGAAGCGCUCGCAGGACGAAGUGGACAAGCUGUCAGACUCGGCAAGCAAGAGGUCCAAGACGGCGAGUCCAGGGGAUGGCGGUGGCCGGCAAGACGAGGCCGACGCGGAGGAAGCCGAGCAGACAGUUGCUACAACCAUCGAGACUGCAACUGACGGCGGAGCCCGGGGCGAGAUGACCAGACCUGAGAAUCCCACGCAAAAAGAACCAGAAACCAGGGCAGCACCACAACAAACGACACAAGCAGCCCAAGACGAGCCCGAGACGAAAGCCCUGCCAAAAACCAAGAUGUGCGGCAUCUGCAACGAGAAGGAGGGAAAGUACAAGUGCACACGAUGUUCUCUGCCUUUUUGCUCGGUGCCGUGUAAUAAGAUUCACCGCGAGAACCACCCGCCAGACCCCGAGCCCGCCCCCAGGACCCCGGCCGCGGCCGAACCUCCCGAGGCGAACGUGAAGGCGAAAGCGCGCGACCCGAAUAACCCCUUCAGCGUACUGGACGAUUCCGACCAGCUGCGCUACCUCUUCAAGCGCUACCCGAAUCUGCGGUCGCGCCUUCUCGACAUCCUCGCCGCCACCGAGCCGCCGCCAGAGUUGCAGGGGACGGGUAGCAGCUUGAACGACAUGAUGAAGGCGAAGGCCAUGGCCGCUGCCAACCCCAAGAAGGAGCAGUGGACGCACGACGUUGGGAUCCGCAAGGGCAAAGAGGCUUUGCGAAAGGCGAGGAACGCGGCGGGGGAGGAAGGCGAGGGGGUCAGGGAGUACAUUGAGCUCAUCAACCAUCUUGUCUCCAAGGACGAGGAUGCUGCUGCGGAAGAGGCGAUCAGGAAGAGUGCGGCGGAGAGGGAUACCGAGCUGAUCAGGCGGCUGAUGGCCGAGGAUCGGUGA
Molecule: messenger RNA, 927 nt
Organism: Colletotrichum karsti
Lineage: Eukaryota; Fungi; Ascomycota; Sordariomycetes; Glomerellales; Glomerellaceae
Product: hit finger domain protein
Exons: 2
Coding region: 1-927 (308 amino acids)
Source: RefSeq, a predicted model, not a curated record